CACGGAAAGCUCAAAUCCCAACGAAACACCAGCGGCAAUUGCAGUCGCUCCCCCUCUUGCUUGCUCGAUCGAUUCACUCACAGAUCAGUCGGAUCAUGUCAAUCAUCAGCUGGGUCCUCCGCUUCCCACCCCUGCAAUGGGCAACCUCAACCCUCAACGACGCCCUAAUUACCGCACUACGACAAGGUCCUAUACCGACCCACGUCGCAUUCGUGUGUGAUGGGAAUAGACGGUAUGCGAAGACGCAUGGGAUGGAGACGAGUGAGGGACAUUCGCAGGGGUUUGAGUCGUUGAAGAAGAUCUUGGAGGUGUGUUUGCAGUUAAACGUCAAAGUCGUAACCGUCUACGCCUUCUCCAUCGAGAACUUCAAGAGACCGAAGUGGGAGGUGGAUGCGCUCAUGGAUAUCGCAAAGAGCGCACUGGCACAAUUGGGUGCACAUGGUGACCUCGCAGAUCGCUACGGAGUCUCGGUACGGAUAUUAGGCGAGACAUCACUCGUUCCACCGGAUGUGUUGCUGGCGAUUGAGAAAGUUACCGAACAAACCAAACACAACAAAAAAGCGAUCCUGAAUGUCUGUUUCCCAUAUACCUCCCAAUCAGAAAUAACCCACGCAGUCCGCUCCAUCGUCUCUGCCUCCACUUCCCCCUCAACACCCAUCGACCCGGAAUCCAUAACCGAAUCAACAAUUUCCUCUCACCUCUUUACCAGCGACUGUCCUCCCCUCGACCUCCUCGUACGUACCUCGGGGGUGACGAGGAUGAGUGAUUUUAUGUUGUGGCAGACGGGGGCGGAAACGAUGGUUAAGUUUAUUGAUUGUUUUUGGCCCGAGUUUGAUUUGUGGAGGUUUUUGCCUGUGUUGGUGGAGUGGCAGAUGAGGGUGAAGGGGGUGGGGUCGGGGAUGAGGAAGAAACAGGCUUGAGACUUGAGAGGAAGGUGGUGUUGGGAGGGCAUGAGAGGGUGAGGACGAAUCUGCAUAUCAUGGGGUGGAAUAAAGGAUCUGAAGGGAGGUGAUGAGGGGAGGGACAGAUCGGCAUAGACGGGGUGGAAGUGAAAUGAUCGAGGAUGGAUGGAGAC
Messenger RNA from Saitoella complicata NRRL Y-17804, 1075 nucleotides. RefSeq lists its product as uncharacterized. Gene Ontology annotation, cellular component: lipid droplet; dehydrodolichyl diphosphate synthase complex; endoplasmic reticulum. Gene Ontology annotation, molecular function: ditrans,polycis-polyprenyl diphosphate synthase [(2E,6E)-farnesyl diphosphate specific] activity. The transcript is spliced from 4 exons. The record is from RefSeq and is a predicted model, not a curated record. NCBI's taxonomy places the organism in Eukaryota, Fungi, Ascomycota, Saitoellomycetes, Saitoellales, Saitoellaceae. Bases 96 to 920 code for a protein of 274 amino acids.